Telopea speciosissima is the source of this 3089-nucleotide messenger RNA. RefSeq names its product ubiquitin-like domain-containing protein CIP73. The transcript is spliced from 17 exons. The record is from RefSeq and is a predicted model, not a curated record. Gene Ontology annotation, cellular component: BAT3 complex. Gene Ontology annotation, molecular function: misfolded protein binding; polyubiquitin modification-dependent protein binding. NCBI's taxonomy places the organism in Eukaryota, Viridiplantae, Streptophyta, Magnoliopsida, Proteales, Proteaceae. Bases 5 to 3007 code for a protein of 1000 amino acids.
UAGAAUGGCGGAUGAAAAUUCCUCUGAUGCUGCAAGUACAAGUGAAGGUGCCGGUGGAAGUUCAGAAUCAACAGUUGAGCUCAACGUGAAGACUCUGGAUUCACAGCUAUAUACUUUCCAUGUUGAUAGAAAUAUGCCAGUUCCAUUGUUCAAGGAGAAAAUAGCAAAUACAAUCGGUGUUCCUGUUGGGCAGCAACGACUAAUUUUCAGGGGAAAGGUCUUAAAGGAUGAUCACCUCCUCUCUGAGUAUCAUGUGGAAGAUGGGCACACACUGCAUUUAGUAGCAAGACAGCCUGCCCAGUCACAGCCUUCGUUUGGAACAGGCUCUGGAGAGGCCAACGGGAAUAGUGAUGUUCAUGGAAAUGAUGCUAAUGCUGGCGCUCCACGCAACCGGGCUGGACAAGUUUCACAUAGUGUAGUUCUUGGAACCUUCAAUCUUGGGGACCAAGGUGAAGGAGUUGUUCCUGACGUUACUCGGAUUAUUGGGGCAGUGUUGAACUCUUUUGGACUUGGGAACCAGACUGCCACUGCUGGGACUAGAAAUGUGAGUAUUCAGUCCAAUGAUUCUGCUCAGGCAUCUCAAGGUGUCGAAACAGAAGGAACAAAUAAUCUUGGUGGCAGGAGCCAGACAGAAAAUCAAGUCCCUCCUGCGCAGACACCUCCAAAUCACCCAUUCCUAUCUCUGCCGCAAUCUUUGCAAUUCUCUAUGGCAGGGGCCCCUAUACCUCCUCCACUCCGUGUGCCCAUUCCUGAUUCUUUGAACACACUUUUUGAGUUUAUAAACCGAAUGGAGCAGGCAUUAUCACGCAAUGGAUAUCAAUCAAAUUUUUCACCCACCAAUGUUGGGGAUCCAGAAAGAGUGGAGUUACCAUCUGAUGUGAGAGGAUUGCCAACACCCGAAACAUUAGCUGUUGUUGCUCGACGAGCACAACAACUUCUCAGCGGUCAUGCUGCAGCUGCACUUUCUCAUAUUGCAGGACGUUUGGAAAGAGAAGGAGCUUCUGCUGAUCCUGCUGUACGCAGCCAAAUUCAGACAGAGUCAGUGCAAGUAGGGCUAGCAAUGCAACAUUUAGGUGCUCUGCUUUUAGAACUUGGUCGCACAACUCUGACACUGCGUAUGGGGCAGUCACCAGCUGAAUCUGUGGUGAAUGCUGGCCCUGCAGUUUAUAUAUCUCCAUCAGGGCCAAAUCCUAUAAUGGUUCAGCCAUUUCCUUUUCAAACCAGCUCCCUUUUUGCUGGUCCUUCUCCAGCUACUUUUGUAAAUCAAGGAACCCUAGGCACGUUCGGUCCUGGAGAUGCCCCUAGAAACGUAAACAUUCAUAUACAUGCAGGUACAGCGCUUCCGCAUGGUGCAUUAUUAGUUGGUCCCAGGGCAUCUACUGGGGAAGGCAGUCAAGGGGAACAUCCUAAUGGGGCUGGUGCAGGUGAUUCAGGUCCUGCGCGGGUACUGCCUAUGAGAAAUGUCAUUGCAGCUGCUGUUCCAUCCCGAUCCUCUACAGAAGCAGCAGGUCAAGUUCGAAGUUUUUUCUACCCGGUCCAUGCAAGAUCUCAGCUGUCAAACUCUAGCACUAUGGUCCCUGGACAGGUUUCUGGUGGAACUGUAUCCAAUGAAGCACAGUCUGGUCCAGGUGUUUCUGUUUCACAGCCACCUUCUGAAUCACUUUCCUUCACCAAUGCUGUGGCUGAGUUAAACUCUGAAUCACUUUCCUUCACCAAUGCUGUGGCUGAAAUUAAUACACACCUUAGAAAUCUUGUUGAUAACAUGAGGAGAGAGAAUCAAGCUCCAUCAGGCCAAUCAGAAGCUUCUGCAAUUGAGGAUUCAUUCAGUGGAUCUGGCACUGGAGAUAAUGUAGGGGAUCGUCAGCAGGAAUGCAUUGUAACUGAUGAAGCUCAAGAGGCCAGUGUAUCUGGACGUGAUUGCAUUUCUGAUGCAAAAGGGCUGCCGCAGAUAAAGGCUGAGAAAUUUGAUGACAAGAAGCCCCAACCUGAGGGAGGUUCUUCAUGCUGCCCCAGUGGAGAAUCAACUGUUUCUUGUAAAUCAGUACUUGUUUCAGAGAAUGUUACAGGAUCAAGGCAGAGCCAUGAUCCUACCGAGAGUGCUGAGCAUGUUCCUUUGGGAUUAGGGCUUGGAGGUUUGCGACCCAAGAGACAAAGCGUAAAAUCGCAAGGGAAAGAUGCUGGGGGAACAUCCAGUGCACCUCCUGUCAAUCAUAGUCAAGAAACCGUUGCCAAUGGGCAGCGAGUUUUGCAGACUCUUUUGUCCCAGGGUUCAAAUGCAAAUAGGAAUGGCACAAGUGGUCCUUCUGUAGGGCAACUUCCUUUUGUGCUUGGACAGAUUACGGAGAGUAUGCCAUCAGAAGGCCAGGGUUCCAAUCGUCAAGUGGAUGCAACUAGUGUAAUGUCUCAGGUUCUUAACAGCCCAGCUCUAAAUGGUUUAUUGGCUGGCGUGUCAGAGCAAGCAGGGAUUGGUUCACCUGGCAUCUUGAGAAAUAUGCUGGAGCAAUUCACACAGAGCCCAGUAAUGAGGAAUACACUUGAUCAGAUUGCUCAACAGGUUGAAAGCCAAGACAUUGGCAACAUGUUUUCAGGGUCAGGUACUGGCCAAAGCCAUGGCAUGGAUUUUUCUAGGAUGCUUCAACAGAUGAUGCCAAUUGUGUCCCAGGCUCUUACAAGUAGUUCAAUCCAGGCAGAAUCUCUACAAACUGUCAACCCUGAACAGCAGCCACAAUGUAAUGAGCAGAGGGCAGCUAGUGAUGGCAGAUCAAAUGAUUGGAGUUCUGAGAUUGACCUCCAGCAGACGGCACUGAGGAUUGAGCGCGGUGAUCCACCUGCAACCGUCUUCCAUUCUGUGGUUGAAAAUGCUGCCCGAAUGUAUAGCAAUGGAAAUGGUUCUGAAGAUCUUGUAGAAGAACUGUGCAGAAACAGUGAUCUUGCUGAUGAAUUUAUGGAGAUGAUAGGCCACAAUAUCAGACAGCGACUUCAGGAGGAUUCUGGAUCUGCAGACUAACCUUCUCUAUGCCAUAAGCAUCAGAUGCUAGUUAUUUUAGCAACAAUGCCAUUAUUUUGGAACUCUUUUCCUCUUUAUACUC